Symphalangus syndactylus (siamang) is the source of this 2647-nucleotide messenger RNA. RefSeq names its product troponin T3, fast skeletal type (gene TNNT3). Lineage: Eukaryota; Metazoa; Chordata; Mammalia; Primates; Hylobatidae. The record is from RefSeq and is a predicted model, not a curated record. Gene Ontology annotation, biological process: sarcomere organization; regulation of muscle contraction; skeletal muscle contraction. Gene Ontology annotation, molecular function: troponin C binding; troponin I binding; tropomyosin binding. Gene Ontology annotation, cellular component: troponin complex.
GUAGCAGGGGGGCCCAAGAGGGGUCCAGUCUCAGGACAGCAGCCGUGUGGCAGUCAGAGGGCAGGCCCCAGGGAGGUCAGGGAUGAGCGCGUCUGGGCUCCUGGCCUGUGGAUGGGGGCUGUGGUGGACAUUCUGGACUCAGGCAGGGGCUCCUGGGGCUGAGACCAGCAAGCAGUUAGACAUCACGUUGCCAGCAGAGGCUCCUGAGGCCUGAGGGCUGUAGUUAUUCCAUGAACUGCUGGGUUCCACCCAGUAACACAGCCUUUACAGGCAGGGGUCAGGCUCCGGGAAGCACGAAGUGAAGGGGCUGCACCCAUCCCGGCUGCAAAACCCUCUUGGUGGGGAAGAUCUCAGAUUCCAAGGUUGGCCCUGCCAGACCCAAGAGGACAGACCAGGAGGACAGAUGAGACCCAGUGCCUUAGCCCCCCACCUUGCCCCACGAGGUCCCUGCGUCCCUCCUAUUCUCCACUAGGUCUUCCAGGCAGGUGCUCCACUGGGCACCCAGCCCCUUCCACCCCCUCCCCAGCCAUUGAUUACCAGCCCCAGCUUAGGGCACUUGUAGAGCCCCACAGGCACACCCUGGAGAAGAGAGGGUCCGAGUGAGAGGGGUGGGCCCCUUGCCCGCCACAGGCCCCUUGCCCACUGCUCCCCCCAGCUGCGCUGGCUUUUCUCUUGCAUGUGUGCUUGUGCCUUUUGCCACCUGGAAGACACCGCAGACGAGGACGUGGAAGAGGAGAAACCGAGACCCAAACUCACUGCUCCUAAGAUCCCAGAAGGGGAGAAAGUGGACUUCGAUGACAUCCAGAAGAAGCGUCAGAACAAAGACCUAAUGGAGCUCCAGGCCCUCAUCGACAGCCACUUUGAAGCCCGGAAGAAGGAGGAGGAGGAGCUGAUCGCUCUCAAAGAGAGAAUCGAGAAGCGCCGUGCGGAGAGAGCGGAGCAGCAGAGGAUUCGUGCGGAGAAGGAGAGGGAGCGCCAGAACAGACUGGCGGAGGAAAAGGCCAGAAGGGAGGAGGAAGAUGCCAAGAGGAGGGCAGAGGACGACCUGAAGAAGAAGAAAGCUCUGUCUUCCAUGGGAGCCAACUACAGCAGCUACCUGGCCAAGGCUGACCAGAAGAGAGGCAAGAAGCAGACAGCCCGGGAAAUGAAGAAGAAGAUUCUGGCUGAGAGACGCAAGCCGCUCAACAUCGACCACCUCGGUGAAGACAAACUGAGGGACAAGGCCAAGGAGCUCUGGGAGACCCUGCACCAGCUGGAGAUCGACAAGUUCGAGUUUGGGGAGAAGCUGAAACGCCAGAAAUAUGAUGUGAGUCCCGGCACCUCCGGCCCUGGGGCCCUAGCGGCUUUCACCCACCAGCCAGAGCAGCCACCUCCCUGCAUCGCUACCAAACUCUGGACCUGCCCACCCCAGGGACCUGGGCCCUGAAAGGCCCACACAGGCUGUUGCCACUGACCCCUGGCUGAGGCUGCUCUCCUGCUGGGGACUGUGGCCAGAGCCCGUCCUCCUGGCUGGCCACGCAGCACCUUGAGCGAUGAACCUAGCCCCUUUGGGCGGCCUUGGUUACCCCUGCCAUGAGGACUGUCAUGGCAGAGCAGCCAUGGCCAAGUGGACUCAGGGUUCAUUUUCGGAACCCCUUUAAGCUUAUAGAAAGUCCCCAUCAUCACCCAGCUCAGCCCCGGAGCACCCAGUCCGUCUGGCGUGGGGCGUCCUUUCCGCAGAGCCUCCUCCGCAAACCCAGACUCUGGCUUCCACCAGGGCCCCAGACACCUGCUUCCUCAGGGCAGGCAGAGAGGGGUGACACACUGCACCCCAUGGCUGGGAAAAGGGGCCUGGGACUGUGCCCCUCUGGGAUGGAGCAGAGCCACCAUCCCAUGCAGGCACUAUCGCUGCAAGCAAAGCUGGGACUGGGGAAGGCAGCCUUCCCGGGCGGCCUCAGGGCUUGGGGUACAAUGUGGGAGCUAGGGUGGAAGCCAAACUGUUUCCCACCCUCCCAAACACCCAUGUGGGCUCCAGGGGCGAGGGGUGAGGUGCGCAGCCACGGGUGAUCUGCGUGCUCGGGGCAAAUGCAGACACUCCAGCAUCACCAUUAAGGCCACGAUGUCCACCCUCCAGCACCGCCAGAGGCCCCGGGGAGGGCAGCUGUGCCCACAGGGCUUGUGCUCUACCAGGGUGCAGCGGGUGCGGGGCGACCAGUCCAAGCCAGCCGGGCAAAUCCGAGCUCCUUCUUGGGGGCUCUGGGCAGGCCACCUGUUCCACCUGAGCUUCCGUGAGCUCCCCUCCGACAGAGGCAGGGCGAUUACACUCCCUCCCAGAGCUGUCCCCAGGGGGUCCAGGCAUGAGGGACAGCCCUGGCCUCACCCUUGGGGCUCUGCCAGAGGGGCAGGCCCUGAGAUAGGCUUCACGGCACAGGACCCAGGCCCUUCCCGUGCUGUGCUCCCAGAGCUGAGUCAGGGACCCACUGGCUCUGGAUAGAUGUGGCCACAGCGGGCCCCCAGGGGCUCCAGAGCCUGGAGGGCCAUCACCAGGCCAAGCUAGCCCACAGAGGGGCCUCGAUGCCCCAGCCGCCCAUCCAGCCUUGUAACCAUCUUGGUCUUUCUAGAUCAUGAAUGUCCGGGCCAGAGUGCAGAUGCUGGCCAAGUUGUAAGU